Messenger RNA from Fusarium coffeatum, 873 nucleotides. RefSeq lists its product as uncharacterized. The record is from RefSeq and is a predicted model, not a curated record. Gene Ontology annotation, molecular function: ubiquitin protein ligase binding. Gene Ontology annotation, cellular component: cytoplasm. The transcript is spliced from 2 exons. Gene Ontology annotation, biological process: regulation of proteolysis; proteasome-mediated ubiquitin-dependent protein catabolic process. The coding region runs from base 1 to 873 and encodes 290 amino acids. NCBI's taxonomy places the organism in Eukaryota, Fungi, Ascomycota, Sordariomycetes, Hypocreales, Nectriaceae.
AUGAAAGAUUCCGGCGAGCACUCCACGGACGCUCUAUGCGCCUCUUCACCCACCAGCGGCCUCGCCAAAGCUCUCAUCGAAGGGCGAUAUCCAGACGUCGCCAUCACCUGCGGCAACCGCGAAUUCAGGGUUCAUCGUCUGGUGGUCUGCACGCAAAGCCCGUGGUUCGAUGUGGCCUUCACCACUCCGCCCAAGAAACGCACCAUAAAAAAUGUGGAGAUUAGGGAUGUUAAGCCGGACGUUUUCCAACGAUUCAUCGAAUUCCUUUACACAGGGACGUACACCCUCGAUGGCGACAUGCCUGCAAAGGAAGCUACGAGUUUGAAGGUCGAGGAGAUCGAAGCUAGACUCAAGAACAACCCCGGAUGUGCGCUUCCUGCUGCUAAGCCCGAAGCGAUGCAGGUUGACUCGCCGAAGCGCUCUGUUAGAAGAUCUACUAGGUUGAACUCGACUACAAGCUCAACAGGCGAGACGCCCGCCCCCGAACAGCCUCAAAACCACGAAAAACCCUCUCUACAAGCCAUCGAAAUGACCCUCAAGCUAUAUCAAGUCGCUGUGACCUACGGUGUACGCGCUCUUCAAUUGCUCACACGAGAUCGCUUUUACAAACUAGGAAACGACCGCUGGGUGACGACAUCAUGGGUGUCCUACGAAGCAACACAGGAAUUCGAAGAGAUCUUGCUGGACAUUUAUUCGAUACAAGACGGUGACCCAUUGUGGAUGGCCGUCACUGUCAUGAUAAGGGACAAAAUCGAGAAUGACGAGAUGAAAAAACGGAUGAAGCAAAUGACUGUCGAACAUCCGGAUUUGGUGGACUGCCUUGUACAGAGCAUGCGUGUUGCGGAUGACGAGAUCACGGUAGCUGGUAACUAG